AUGCCGUACUGUAUUCUUACCGGUGAGAUUCCAGAUAGCAUUGGAAAACUUGCUGGUUUGCAGUUGUUGAGCUUGCCUGGCAACCAGUUUACAGGGAAAAUCCCCUCCUCCAUUGGCAACUUGACUCUGUUGAACACCCUUUACUUGUUUGAAAAUGGCUUAGAGGGUCCCAUACCUGCAAGCAUUGGGGAACUUCAGCAGCUAAGGCUCAUGGUACUUCGCAGCAAUAGGCUUAAUGGAAGCAUACCCAAAGAAGUGCUCAAACUCCCAUACCUAUCACAACAACUUGAUCUGUCUGACAACUACUUGGAAGGACCUGUUCCCCUUGAGGUUGGUAGCUUAAAGAACCUCAUGAGGUUGGCUAUUAAUGGGAACUUGUUGUCUGGUGAAAUCCCCACAACACUUGACCAAUGCCAGAGCAUGGAAUAUCUCUUUUUGGAUAACAACUUGUUUCAAGGAACCAUCCCUUCAGCACUAACUCAAAUGAAAGGACGUACAAUGCUAGGCCUCUCAAACAACAGAUUGUCAGGUGCCAUUCCUCCAUCAUUUAGCAACCUAAGAGGCCUGCAAACGAUGGAUCUUUCAAACAAUAACUUGUCAGGGUCCAUCCCAGAGUCUUUACAAGACCUCCGUUCAUUGAUCUACUUGAACCUAACUAACAACCAGCUGACAGGCAAAGUACCAGUAAGAGGAGUAUUUGGAAAUUUCACUGGAAUUUCAAUCUUCGGAAACAAAGCCCUUUGUGGAGGCAUUUCACAACUUCACUUGCCUGCAUGCCCUAAGGAAGCAACUAAAAAGAGAAAAGAAAACCAUCUUUGGCUUAAAAUUUUCAUCCCAAUCAGUUCUUUUAUGCUUUUGUUUGCCUUACUUGCACUUGCCCAUCGGAAACAUAAGGCAAGAAAGGCAAGCUCAAUAAGGUCUCCACUGGAGGACAAAUAUCCUAGAAUCACUUAUGAAGAGUUGACAAAAAUAACAGAAGGUUUCUCUUCAGAAAAUCUCAUUGGAAGUGGAAGAUAUGGUUCUGUGUACAGAGGAAGCCUGGAUGAAGGAACAACUAUGGUGGCUGUGAAGGUAUUCAAACUUCAAGAAAGAGGUGCUUCCAAGAGUUUCUUAGCUGAAUGCAAUGCACUGAGAAGCAUCCGGCAUCGCAAUCUCAUCAAAAUCAUUACUUUGUGCUCAAGUGUUGAUCACCAAAGCAGAGAUUUCAAAGCUCUAGUCUUUGAAUACAUGCCUAAUGGGAAUUUAGAGACAUGGCUACACCAUGGAGACAACGAGCAUCAACAAUUGAAUCACCUAAGCCUAAUUCAAAGACUGAACAUAGCAAUUGGUGUAGCUGAUGCAUUGGAUUAUCUUCACCACAGCUGCCAGCCACCAGUCAUUCAUUGCGACCUAAAGCCGAGCAAUGUCCUCCGUGACAAUGACAUGAAUACUCACCUUGGUGACUUUGGGCUAGCGAAGUUACUCUCUGGAGGUGUGAGCAAAUCCUUACAGGAUUCAAGUAGCUCCAUUGCCAUCAAAGGAACAAUUGGAUAUGUGCCUCCAGAGUAUGGAGCAGGAGUCCAGGUAUCAACAUCCGGGGAUGUUUAUAGCUACGGUAUCAUUCUUUUGGAAAUCUUCACAGGAAAGAGACCUACAAAUGAUAUGUUCAAUGAGGGCAUGAGCCUUCGCAACUUCGUUGAGACAGGGAUUGCUUCAGGACAAUAUACUGAGAUCAUAGACCAAACAAUUCUUUCAGACAUAGAACUUGCUGAAGACAAUAGCAAUGAGCAGAUGAUGGGGAUGAAUGAAUGCUUAAUUUCAGUAUUGAAGGUUGGUCUUGAAUGCUCUGAUCCAACACCAAGGGAGAGAAUGAGUAUGAAUGAUGUUGCGAAAAAGAUGCAGACAAUCCGAAAUGCAUACCUCAGACUAUGA
Molecule: messenger RNA, 1911 nt
Organism: Dioscorea cayenensis subsp. rotundata (Guinea yam)
Lineage: Eukaryota; Viridiplantae; Streptophyta; Magnoliopsida; Dioscoreales; Dioscoreaceae
Product: receptor kinase-like protein Xa21
Exons: 2
Coding region: 1-1911 (636 amino acids)
Biological process (GO): protein phosphorylation
Molecular function (GO): ATP binding; protein kinase activity; protein binding
Source: RefSeq, a predicted model, not a curated record